AUCCUUGGGUUUAUUGCUGCUGACAAUAAAGAUAACGGCACCUGGACACAGCUGUGGCUUGUCUCCGACUAUCAUGAGCACGGCUCCCUGUUUGACUAUCUAAACCGGUACACGGUGACCAUCGAGGGGAUGAUUAAGCUGGCCUUGUCUGCUGCGAGCGGUCUGGCACACCUGCACAUGGAGAUUGUGGGCACCCAAGGGAAGCCUGGAAUUGCUCAUCGAGACUUAAAGUCAAAGAACAUCUUGGUGAAGAAAAAUGGCAUGUGUGCCAUCGCCGACCUGGGCCUGGCUGUCCGUCACGAUGCAGUCACGGACACCAUUGACAUUGCCCCCAACCAGAGGGUGGGAACCAAACGAUACAUGGCCCCCGAAGUACUUGAUGAAACCAUCAACAUGAAGCACUUCGACUCCUUUAAGUGUGCUGAUAUCUAUGCCCUUGGGCUCGUGUACUGGGAGAUUGCUCGAAGAUGCAACUCUGGAGGAGUCCAUGAGGAAUAUCAGCUGCCAUAUUAUGACCUAGUGCCCUCUGACCCUUCCAUUGAGGAGAUGCGGAAGGUCGUAUGCGACCAGAAGCUCCGCCCCAACAUCCCCAACUGGUGGCAGAGUUAUGAGGCGCUGCGGGUGAUGGGGAAGAUGAUGCGGGAGUGCUGGUACGCCAACGGCGCAGCCCGCCUGACCGCGCUGCGCAUCAAGAAGACCCUCUCCCAGCUCAGCGUGCAGGAGGACGUGAAGAUCUAGCUGCCCCUCCCCACACGCUGCCAGGCAACGGGACCUACAGCCGAGCUGCCGUGUUGAGCGUCCGAUGGAGGCCUACCUCUCGUUUCUGCCCAGCCCUCUGUGGCCAGGAGCCUGGCCCACAAGAGGGACAGA
Physeter macrocephalus (sperm whale) is the source of this 870-nucleotide messenger RNA. RefSeq names its product activin receptor type-1B. The coding region runs from base 130 to 738 and encodes 202 amino acids. NCBI's taxonomy places the organism in Eukaryota, Metazoa, Chordata, Mammalia, Artiodactyla, Physeteridae. The record is from RefSeq and is a predicted model, not a curated record. The transcript has 6 exons. Gene Ontology annotation, molecular function: activin binding; activin receptor activity, type I; ATP binding. Gene Ontology annotation, biological process: activin receptor signaling pathway; nervous system development; protein phosphorylation. Gene Ontology annotation, cellular component: activin receptor complex; plasma membrane.